Molecule: messenger RNA, 839 nt
Organism: Puccinia graminis f. sp. tritici CRL 75-36-700-3
Lineage: Eukaryota; Fungi; Basidiomycota; Pucciniomycetes; Pucciniales; Pucciniaceae
Exons: 3
Coding region: 162-572 (136 amino acids)
Source: RefSeq, a predicted model, not a curated record
UUUUCACUUUGGUAUCACCACACAUUGGUGAAUUUUGCAAGAUGAUAAGUGCCCAUUUCCUGCCUGAAGUUUCCACAACCAAUCAAACCUGUCCUCUCUGAAUACUACACCGUUUCUCUUGCUUUGGAAGUAAAAAGUUAUCAAUCAAGUCAACCCUAGCUAUGCUAUUGCCAAGUUUCUUACUUGCCUUUUAUCUGAUAAGCUACUGUGGAACCUCUAGUGCACAUCCAACUUUAUCUGCAAAACAAUUGGCAGAAGAAGAACCCAAAGAUGUUGCUUUAAGAACUCAGCUUCACCUUCACCAAAAGAGAAUGGAUAGGUUUUAUGAGAUAAUUGGGACAGCUGAGACAAACCAAGCUAGAACACAAAAGGAAGCAAACCAAGCUAGAACACAAAAGGAAGGCACUCUUGAAUCAUUGAUGGAAAGAACUGCUAGUCCAAGUACAGCAGAGCUAGUUCAAGUCAAUGCCGAUAACAUCAGAAAUAUGUUAAAGUCCAAUCAACAAGCUGCCAGUGGUUCACAAGCAGCUGCAGCUAAUAAUAAUCCUCCACAACCUCAUAAUGGUGCUUGAAAUGUAUUUGAAUCUAAGAAAAAUUUAAAAGAUAGUUUGAAAUAUUGGUGGUCCAAAAAAUCAAAGAAAAUAUCAGACAUAAAGUUUCUUUAAUUUCACCAUAUGAUCAAAUGAAUGAGAAAACAUCUGAUUCUAUCUCUUUUUAAGUUUUCAUUUCACUUUUAUUUGCUCAAAUGGGCUCACAAUAAGUCUUGUUUCCCUUUUGGUUCUCCUUGAUUAUUAUGUGAGGCUCUUCACUGUUCGGUCAAUUUACACAAGUGGUACAGA